UUCGCUCUUGCGAUCAGCUACGUCUGAGAUGUACGUUCCAACGCUUGGUGUUCCGUGUUAGUGUUAAAAACGAAAAUGGCUUCCAAGUUCUUUGUGAGUUUAAUUUGUUGGGUGCAGUUUGUUAAUUUCUGAAUUGAGUUAGUUGAAUUUGUGUGUUAGUGAAAAUAAACUUGUAAAUACCGUCCUUAAUCAGUGCUCUUAAUGUUGAUUAGAAUAAAAACGGAAAACUUUUGUAAGCCAACGAAUAUACAUUCUAAUGUUAUUACCAUUUGAAACUGCAAAUUUUGUGAUAGAAAGAACCUGGUAGCCAAAAUGGGACGUUUGGACUUCUUAAUUUAUAUAUUUUUAUGUUUUACACUAAUCACUAGCCAGACAACGAAUAUACACGGAUUCAGUGAAAAUUCCGUUGAAUCAUUUUUGCUGCCACAAGCAAAAAGCGCAAACCUUAUAGCUGGCAAUCAUAAACCAAGAUUUGAUGAUUGUCAAAGUUACAAACCUUCAGUCAAAGAAGAACAGAGAGCGAACACAUUUGUCACCACCGUAAAAGCUUAUGAUGAAGAUCCUAAAGACGCAGGAGGAACGGUAACAUAUACUAUUGUUCACAGAGAAGGUGAACGUGUAUUAUUUGAAAUAAACAAUGCUACUGGAGCUCUAACUACCAUCCAACCUUUUGAUCGUGACGAACCAGUUAGACAAAAAGAACUUUACGUUACUGUACAAGCUACAGAUAAUGGUAGACCAACGCUUGCAGACGUCUGCACGUUUACAGUAACAAUCACUGAUAUUAAUGAUAAUGCCCCGCAGUUAGAUAAAGUGGAAUAUGACACGCAAGUUUCUGAAGAUUUAAAAAUCGGUAGUGAAGUAAUGCGUGUAUUUGCCUACGAUAUUGAUGAUGGGGAAAAUUCUCGACUAUCAUACAAUUUUUCUGAUCAUGAUAGACCUUUUACGCAAUAUUUCAGAAUAGAUAGAGAUACUGGUGUCGUCUACUUGAAGGAACCUUUGACAGAUAAAAAGAACACAAGAUUCACUAGUGUCGUUUAUGUUUCUGAUAACGGCAUCAAUGAUCAGGAAGGCCAAAAAUAUUCAAUGGCUAACAUCUCCAUAACAGUAGUAGGUUCUGAUAAACAACCUCCUAGAUUUACUCAUAGAACACCAGAUGGAAUUUUAGAGAUUGCUGAAAAUUUUAAUGAUUUUUCCAAACAUAUAGUUACUGUAGAAGCUGAAUCAAAUAUAAUGGACCCUCAGCUCGCGUUUGAGUUGGUCAAAGGUAAAACCUACCAAACGAAUAAGGAUCAGACAUUCCUCUUAGAAGCAGAAGGAAACAUAGCCCAUAUAAAGUUGGUUCGACCUCUAGAUUACGAAACUGUUACCGAAUAUACCUUAACAAUCCGUGUUAAAAACAAAGAUCUAAUGGAUUCCUCUAUUAAUAUACCCAUAAAAGUUCUCGAUGUAAACGAUGAAAUUCCCAAUUUUCUUGAGUUUCUUAAAGGAAGUGUGGUUGAAAACGAUACACCUGGUGCCCAAGCCAUCCAAGUUAGAGCCAUAGACAAGGAUGGUACCGCUGCCAAUAACAUUGUGAGCUACGAACUUGUCGAUAAUUUAGAUAAUUUCGCCAUUGAUAGAACGACCGGAGUAAUUACAUCUAGAAUCGCUUUCGAUCGUGAAAAUAUACCUCUUUACCACGUAAACGUCAAAGCCUAUGACAAUUCUCCAUCAGCUCUGUAUAACACUACAGAACCAAAUAUUGUUAUCCAAACAUUCCAAAUCAGCAUAGAAGAUCAGAACGACAAUAAACCUAGAUUUACCCAUCCUAUUUACAGAUUUAGUAAUAUAACUGAGCUAGCUGAUAAAUCGAGCAUCGUUGGAGAAGUUAAGGCUUUAGAUAACGAUACAGCCUCUCUGAUAACUUACAGUAUUACCUAUGGGAACAUCAACGACUCAUUUCUUAUUGAAAAUACCACUGGAAGAAUCAGGGUUAACGUACAGUUAGAUUAUGAGUUGAUAGAACAGUAUAAUUUGACUGUAAGAGCUUUUGAUGGCCUAUUUGAAGAUUUUGCUAUUGUAUACAUAUCAAUUUUGAACGAAAACGACGAACGACCGGUGUUCAAACCUUAUUUGAAGGACAUAGAAAUCAAAGAAGAGACUAUUGUAAGCGGAUGCAUUGUGGUUGUCGAAGCAUACGAUCCUGACAUCAAAGAUAGAAGCUCUGAUCAGCAUAUUGUCUACGAAGUCGCUAAAGAGCAAAAAGAUUUUCUGACUGUGGAUUCUCAAGGAUGCGUUUCGGUGACGAAGCCUCUUGACCGGGAUCCGCCGUUUGGUAGUCCGACGCGGCAAGUUUUUAUAUACGCUCGCGACAAUGAUGGCGGAACUAAUUCGUUAAUGGACUAUGCGGAAAUUGAAAUUCAUUUGAUCGAUAUCAAUGAUAACGCGCCAUUUUUGAACGUUACCGAAAUUGUUUGGUAUGAAAAUCAAAAUCCGGGAUUGAUAGGCAAUUUGAGCGCUGAUGAUUAUGAUGGUCCUGAAAACGGACCACCGUUUAUGUUUAGAUUGGCCGACACGGCUUCAAUUGAUAUUCAAAGUAAAUUCUCCAUCAGCCAAGGACAGUUAUUUGCUUUAGUUCCUUUUGACAGAGAGGAACAAAAGUUUUAUGAAAUACCGAUUAACAUUUCAGACAGUGGUUUUCCAGUACAAAGUGAUGUUAGUGUUUUAAGAGUGAUAAUCGGAGAUGUAAAUGACAACAAAGCUGAAGAUGGUAACAGCACCAUCUUUGUAUACAAAUAUGUUAACGGACUGGAUACCGACAUGGAGAUCGGUAGGGUAUUUGUUGAAGAUUUGGACGACUGGGAUUUGAACGACAAAGUUUUUGUUCAACUAGAUAACAUCGAUGAAUUCUCUCUCAACAAAUCUAAUAAAGGCAUGAUACUUAUGAGACCGACUACAACUGAAGGAGUUUACGUUGUUCGCUAUGAAGUAACUGAAACCCAUGAACCUACAAUUGAAACACAUACAGUCAAUGCUAUAGUCACAAUCACUGUUAAAGUCCUUCCUGAAGAAGCUGUGAUAAAAUCAGGCUCAAUUCGUAUGAGUGGUAUCACUAAAGAAGAAUUUGUGGAACGUUCUGAGAAUAAUUUGAGCAAGAAGGAUAUACUUCAAAGAGAAAUUGCUAAAAUCCUAAAUACAUCUGUAACAAAUGUGGAUGUAUUUACUGUUCUUAAUUCUCCUCACCAAAAUAGUUCUUAUCUCGACGUAAGAUUUUCUGCCCACGGAUCUCCAUAUUAUGCACCAGAAAAGCUUCAAAAUAAAGUUACUGAACAAGAAAGCGAGCUUGAACAAAUAUUGGGAGUCGACUUCCUAAUGAUAAACAUAAAUGAAUGCUUAAACGAAACUGUAUGUGGAGUAGAAAGUUCUUGUACCAACAGACUGAAUGUAACUCAAGAACCAGCUGUCGUUUUCACUAAUAGAACAUCAUUUGUUGGUGUAAACGCAUUCGUCGAUCCAGUUUGCAGUACUAUUCCAAGAGAAAUCUUUGAAUGUUUCAAUGGUGGCAUUCCAGUUGAAAACACAGCAUGCAACUGCCCAUCAGGAGGCGAAGGUCCUCAUUGUGAGAUACUUGCUGUUGGAUUUAGAGGAAACGGUUGGGCUAUGUACCCUUCAUUCGAUGCUUCAAACAGAACUGAAAUAGUUUUGCACAUUUUGGCUGAGACUGAUAAUGGGUUGAUAUUUUACAAUGGACCUCUUAAUGCCAGACAAAGUGCCUUAUCGAAAGAUUACAUAUCAUUAGAGCUUAGAAAUGGCUAUCCUUUACUUCAAAUAUGUACGGGUACCAGUACAAAAGAAAUAUACCUCAACAGUCACAUCAACAAGUUAAAUGAUGGUGCACUACAUAAGCUUAAAAUUGGUUCCGGUAUUGAUGACAUGUCUUUGGAAGUUGAUGACUGCGGAACUACAUGUUCGGUUUGGAUUAACAAAGACAGUAAAGGAGUAAUACGAGCUAACGGGCCACUCCAAAUCGGAGGAUUGAAAAACAGAUUUACCGAUCAAGAAUUUCAAUCGAUUUGGAAUCAUUUACCACCAACUUCAGUCGGAUUUUCUGGUUGUAUCAGAAAUUUGACUUACAACGAAUUUUACUACAAUCUUGGUGGGCCUUCUGAUAUGUACCAAGCAUACCCUGACUGUAAUUACGGUGUAAUGCAGGCUGUUACUUUUGGAAUCGACUCCAACUUCUUGGUUGCUAUACUUGUAUGUGUUGCAAUAUUGAUAAUACUUCUGUUGGCCGUUGUUGUGCACAGACGCAAACAAGACAACAUAAACGAGAAAGAGAUGGACGAUACUCGUGAAAAUAUAAUAAACUACGAAGAUGAGGGUGGUGGCGAAUGCGAUACCAACUACGACCUGUCAGUGUUCCGCCAGAAUCACAUUGUCGACGAAAAGCCGCUGAUGGAGGGCGCCGAUGUGCCUGCAGACAUAAGUGGCUUCCUUGAUAACAAGAAAGAUAACUGUGAUAAAGACCCCGAUAAUUUACCUUAUGAUGAUGUUCGCCAUUAUGCCUAUGAAGGAGAUGGAAAUAGCACCGGAUCUUUGUCUUCCUUAGCAUCUUGCACUGAUGAAGGAGAUCUGAAGUUCAAUUAUUUAUCUAGUUUCGGUCCCAGAUUCAGGAAGUUAGCUGACAUGUAUGGAGAGGAUCCGAGUGAUGAGGAUUCUCAUGAUGGUGGAGAAGAAUCUUGGUGCUAGAUUCCGUGACUCCUUUGAAACCAUAGAAAGCAAUUUCUAAUCUCUUUGUACUUAAAUCUUUUAUUUUGUUAACCAAAGAUUGACAAAUUUUUUUGGAUGGAACUGAACAAACUUGUACAUAUAUAUGACUAUGGUAGUCGUCUUUAGACUGACGCAUAGCUAAUGCUAUUUUAUUAUUUUCUUCAUUAAAUGUGACUGGCAGUUUGGUUUAGGAAUAAUUUACUAUGUCCAUCUUAUUUUGUUAGAACGCGUACUAUUUGAUGGAUGAUUUUUCUAAUGGCCUUCUGUCCCAAUACUACUGUGAUUUGAACAAAGUUAGAAUAAGUAACUUUCACAAUGUCAAUUGCCUUGUUUCAAUCCAUAAAUCAUAUACAUUUUUUUGAGUCAAAACAGUAUUUUAGGGAAUUUAAAAGGAAAUUUGUUUAAUUAAGCCGAAAAUAUUAAAAUAAAUGCUUGGUUUUAUGAAGUGAAACAAGAAACUAUUGAAAGACCGAAAUAUGCGAACAUAUUUAAACUAUGAAAAUUAUAUUUAUUAAACACUCUUUUGAGGCCUUGCUAAAAUUAGCCUUACACGUUAGGCACAAGUACCAAUAUUAGUGAAAAUGGUUCAGCAAUAAAAUCAAAACGAACCAUAUUUUUUAUACAUAUAUUUUUUUCUAUUUUGACUUUAGGUUUUUGUUAGUUCUGUUGUAGUGUAGUCUAAGCAUAGGUUAGGAUAUUUUGUAAUUAUUUCUAUGAAUUUCAACUUGAUCAAAACAAAUUUAUCGAAAAUUUUGAGACCUGUUGAGAGGUAUUUUGUGGGAAAAUGCGCGUUAGUACUUUUAGUUAAUAUAAAAUGGUCAAUAUUUUAUUUGCAAUGCGUUAUUGUUAUUAAACAAGUUGAAUAUUCUUUUAUUUCAUUUUCUUGACUAUUUAAUAUUUAUUUUGCAAUUAUUGAUGAAAAUUUGGAAAUUCACUUCAAAGUAAACCGGCAAACAGUUACUGCUCAAAUAACUAUAUCCGAUAACAAUCAUUUUCCUUAUUUUCAUUGACGAUUUUCGUAUUUAUGUCACAAAAUACAGUCUGUAGAGAUUAUAUUUUUGUGGGAAUAGUAUUUUUUAUUUAAAAGCGGGUGUCUAAAGUGGAACAAGGAAAUUACAUUUUUUUAUGAAUAUACCAAAUAUUUAGCAGAGAAUACAUUUACUUUUAAAGAUUGAUCAAUAGUUGAGUUUGCGACUUUAAAUUUAUUUCUUUAUCAUUUUUAGCAUGAUUUUCUAUGCAUUUAUCAAGUUUUUCCAAUUUUCGUAUUUUUAAAAUGUGUUUAGCUGAAAUUCUUUAAAUAUUAAAACAUAUUAAACAUUUUUUGUGUUAGAUCUUAAAGUGCCCAUCCGAUUUUUGAAAAAUUAGUCAUUUACCAGAUAAUAACGACAAACAACUAGUAGAUCAAUUCUUUCAUUCAUAAAUAAACACUUUUUACUUACAAGUAUUCAGUUACAGGAGAGGUAUAAAGAGAGUAACUUUGUUAAACUAGGCCCUUUCAGUGGUGCAGUUGGCAAUGUAUUUUUCUAUUUCUGUCUAUUCAGUAGCAUUGCUUUUGCAUACCGUUCUACUGGAGUCGGUAGUGCAAAAUUAACAUACUGUAUGUUUAUAAACAUGGAGAGUAAUGCCGCCAAGUCUUGUCAAUUUAUGUAGUUUAGUGAUUUAGAGCCUGAGUAAGAAAAGAUUGGUUUCAAUUUCAGGGCGCUUUGAUAUUCCUCAACUUGUGUCACUUUCACUAAAUGCCCGUAUUGAGUGGGGAUGGCGUUUACGGGCAUGGGUGUUCAUAAUGAGCCAGAGUACGACACUUGAUUUACGCUGCAAAAUAAAUGGCGUACUUUCCUGGAAAUGCCUUCAUAAUUGUCACAACUAGAAACACAUUAAACUGAUAACUGGUAUUAAUCAUUUAGUUUUAGAGCAUUUUGUUUAAGUAAAUUCCGAAUUACAACCACAAAAAAUGCUUGAACAUUAUUUCGCAAUUUGUAAUUUGCCUUUUGUAAACAGAAUAAUUCUAAUAGUUGUUUGUCGUUUAGCAAUUGGUAAUUUUUAUAAAAAAAUGGUAAUUUCUAUUUUGAACUGUAAUUGAAUAUUAGUAAGUUACUCUGACAAUAAAAUAAACCUAGAUUUUUUACAAGUGAAUAGUAAUUCGAAUAUUGUGUGCGUGCUUCUCUAUAGGCUGUUUUACGGUGCAAUUUUUUUUUUCCUAGUUAUACAUACAUAUUUUAUUUUUGUCCACUAAACAUAAUGGGUUGUGCUUAAACAGCUUUCUAGCAGAAAUUACUACUUAGAUGGAGAUAUAUAAUAAAGCUGUGAUUUGUAAGAUGUUAAACAGUUUAAAUAUACAAAUUACUUCAUAUAGAUAUUAGAAAAAUUUUAAUUAGAAAGAUAUAUUUCUUUAAUAACCUAAAUCUUGUACAUAAUAGAAAGGUGGAGCUAAAUAAUAUUAAUUUGCGAAAUGUUUCUGAAUAUAUUACGAAAUGCUACUCAUAAUUCUUGAGAAUUGUUCUUAAAACAUGGUUAGUUAAUGAAAUCGGUAUUUUAGGAUAAUAUAGGGAAUGUUUUCGAUAAACAUAGAUCAUAGUAUUAUACUACAGGUACAAGCAUGGCUCGAUUUUAGCUGUAAUGUAUUCAACACCUGCAGUGAUUCUGUUAAAAUCAGUUUAGUAGACUCAAUUCAAUUUCAGUUCCAACUGUAAAAAACUCGUUAUUUGGCAAAACAGUGGUUUCGUUAUUUGAAAAUUCUCGAAAGUAUUGGGUACUAUUUCGUAAAAUGUUGUUUUUCAAAUUUUAGAAUAAUUAAGUUAGUGUUGUUCCAAAACGAAAAGUAUUGGAAUUAUAAUAAAAAAAACAAUAACUCACAUUUUUACACAGUUGAACAAUUUAUUUACAUGUAAAACGAAGUAAAAUCUGUUUACUUGCUCACUUCUCUGACACUAAAGUCGUAAUGGCUCUAUUAAAGCUGUUACUUCGUUUAGUACUUUUUAAUUUUAGUAAAAUGUGAUACUUUAUAUAUGUUUGGGAAAAAUUGCAUUCAAACUCAUUCACGCUCGUGCCAAAUCAUUAAAAUAUAAGAUGUUAAAUGUAUACUUAAUACUAUUUUUGUAUGUUGAGGUAAUAUUUUUAAUAGUUAUGAGUGAACUAAGGCCGCUAUAAAACAUUUUGAUCUCCAUCUUAAGUUAGUGAAUUCUGUUUAGACAUUAUUGUACAAGUAAUAUUUUUUAAAGAACAUAUUUUAUAAAUGAAUCGUAUAUAUAUGAUGGCUUUUUUGUAUUUUAUUAUUGAACAUUCCUUAAUAAGUAUAUUCUUGUGAUUUAUAUGGCAGCCAUAGUUAAGAAACAUUGUUUUUGUUUUUUUUUUUGAUCUCAUUUGGAGAUAUUUCUAUUUAAAUUUUGGUCAUUCCUUUUCUUUGAAUCAGUAUUUUUAUCUCUGCGUUUAAAAUUAAUUUAUUACAUUCUUUUGCGGAUAAAGGUUUAGGUUACUGUUUAGAUCGCGAAUUAAUAAAAGUACUGAUUAAUUUAGUAACUCUUUAUAUUUAAUAAAGUAUUACAGCGUUUAAUCGUAAUCGUUUCAUUAAUGUGUUUUUAUUGGUCAAUAUAGUAAGUAACACUUAUUUUAUUUUUGAGAUGUGCCUUCAACUAAGCUGCAAUAAGCGAUAGCUUAGUAUUCUAGAAGUAGAAAUUUUGCUCACUGCCAUUUGUUAAAAAUGUAUAACAACAUCGAUUUUUAAAUAAACAUGGAACAAAACGUC
Messenger RNA from Psylliodes chrysocephalus, 8494 nucleotides. The record is from the annotation of a GenBank genome assembly. NCBI's taxonomy places the organism in Eukaryota, Metazoa, Arthropoda, Insecta, Coleoptera, Chrysomelidae.